UCUCCAGUCGGACUACGAAAUCAACUAAACGUAAACACCCCUCUGGAAGGAAGGUGUUUAGCGAUAGAUUCUCCUUUUAUUUUUAGGUUUUCCUGCUCAAGUUUUACUCAGGUUUUGUUCACCAUGGGUGCCCAGGGAUGCCUGUAAGGUGUGGAGUGCGAUACAUGGGGCUCGACGCUAGCUUCAGCACAGAAUUAAGGUGUUCAGAGGAGGCUGCAGCAGGGUGGGGAGGCAUUGAGCAGCGUGGAGAAUGAAGCUGCUCCGUGGGUUUUGGGAUGCCAAGAGGCUAGCAUCAACACUUGAGGAGGCGAUCGCCAAGGAAGCCAGCACCUGGAAGCCGCGGCUGCUGAAGGCCAAGGUUAACCAGGAUGCAGAGAUUGGUCCAAGCGAGAGAGACGAAGCCGUACGCUGGCUGGCGACACUCAGUACCAAGGUCCAGGCGUAUCCUGAGACGUUUGCCAUGAGCGUCAGCAUCUUGGACCGCUUCCUCAAUGCAGUGAAGGCCCGACCAAAGUACCUUCGCUGCAUCAGUGUUAGUUGUUUCUUCUUGGCAGCCAAAAUCAACGAAGAAGACGAGGCCAUCCCCAGUGCAGGGGAGCUGGUGCGUGUGAGUGAGUGUGGCUGUACAGCCAAUGAACUGCUUCGUAUGGAGAGGAUCAUCCUGGACAAACUGGGAUGGAACCUGAAGGACGUCACCGCACUGGAUUUCCUGCACAUUUACCACGCCCUGCUGACCACCUAUCAGCCCCAGCUGCUGGACACCUACACCUGCAUGACACCCUCCCGCCACCUGGCGCACCUGACACGCAAGCUGCAGCGCUGCAUGGCCUGCCACCAGGUGCUGGGCUUCCCCGGCUCCGUGGUCUCUCUCGCGCUGCUCAGCCUGGACCUGGAGAUGCUCAUCCCUGAUUGGCUGGCUGCCACCUUCAUGCUACAGAAGAUGGUGAAGGUUCAAAAUGAGUCGCUGAUCCGCUGUCGUGAGGUCAUCGCGCGCCACCUAGCGGCCCAGCGGGACAUGACACAGAACCUUGUCUACAUCAUCUCGGCACCUGCUAACAAGUCCGCCAAGCGCAAAGUGGCCCAGAUCGAGGACGACGACAUCUACGACGGAAUCAAGCGCCUUUACGACCAGGACUGGAAGGGCGACCCCGAGACCGUCGCGGUGACGGAAGAGGUUGCCAUGGUGACGGGCGGGGUAGCGUGCAGCUCGCAGCUGAGGCAGGAUAGGGACGGAAACCUCUCUCCUACUUUACCUCCUCUUCAACCAAUCACUGCUAUGAUAUAGCCUGCUUUUUUUACUGUCAUUUCUAACUUCACCAGAAGAACAAUAGAAUGUGGAACCAGAUGGUACAGUCAAACCUGACAUUUACAAUAAGACUAAAAGUGUAUAUAUAUAUACACACAUGUUUGACUGUACAAGGUUUACACACUUGCACCUUAUGUAUAAAGUAAUCAAACAGUAUCAAUGUAUCCUCUUAGAUGACAAAUAGGAAAAAUCUGAGAAGCUGUUUGGAAAGUGGUAAAGAAGAAGAGAUGUCAGCUGUUGAGGUGGCAUAGACAGUUAUCGGCAGCUAGAAGUCUUUUUGUGUUGUUGGUGAAGGGUAGAAGAAUAGGCUUGUCACUGGAAGAGGACUAGUCCAACGUUUCGUUCCAGACAAAAAGUCGCCAUUCUUUUUGCGUCGGUAUAAUCAAACUAAUUACUAAAACAUGCUAUAUGCUGAAAAAUUAUUUAUUCCCUCUUCUAAUAUCAUGAAAAAUGCAGACUUUAAAGUAAAAAGUAUAGACUGUCUAUUCUUUAUUAUGUAAAUGUAAAACAUUUCAGUCUCAAUUCAAACAUUUUUUCAAAGUUGUUUUAAACGUAAAAAGGCAAGAAAAGGCAGUAGAUUGUCUGUAAAAAUAAGUGUGGUGCUGUAUUUAGUGCAAUGCACAGUACUGUGACCUGUAACAUCUAUUUCAUUAGGUCACCCAUUCUUUGAAAUAAGUAAUUUCUUUCUUUCUAUUUUCUCCUGAAAUUCCUUAAGCAAAGUCGGAGCUGGAAAACCUUAAGAACAAAAGGAAGCACAAGUGAAAAGUUAUUAAGACAUUGUGUGGCAAUGUGUGUAAGUUAAAACCAUUGUUUGUCACAUGAGAUGGACCAAAAUUCCACAUUUUAGUCAUGUUUUCACUCAUGCCAUUAUGUUCAGUAAACUCUAAGUCUAGAAUUUAUGACAAAGAACCUUAAUUAUAACGUAAAAGGACUUUGUUUUGACUUACUUUAAGAAAAAAACAAGAUAUCAUGGCUGGGUUGAACUUGAGUUUAUGUGUAAGAAAUAACAGAAAACGACAAAAAAGAAAAACAUAUCAAAAACAUUGGCACCCUAUAUUGUGCGUGCCUCCUAUGUUAUACCCAAGCUGUUUUAAACUUGGGGCUGUAUAUUGUUUAAGUUGUGUGUAGGCGUGAAUGUGAAACUACUGUAUAAAUUCUGUAAGAUAGUCACAAUGUUGUGUAUAUUGGCACCCUGUAUUUGUACACUACAGAUGUCUGCCUUUUCCCCUGAUAAGUGAUCAGUAUUAACUACCAGGAUUUCAACUCAAAUCUGUAUUUAUUGUUCAAUAUCAUUUUAGAGCCAUAAAGUUUUGACGUUGUUUUACUAGUGGUAACACUCUCUGGCCUUUGACAGGAAUAGACAGACUGCAAAGUUGUCCAAACUUUGCUAACAAGAGCAUUUUAGGAGGCCAUUGUAUGAAAACUUUUACCUCAUUUGCUAUCUUUUAAUCUUUUCACCCUGUAUGGCACCCUUGUUCUUGUAUCCAUCCAUGUUAUGUUUUGUGUGAAGUACUCCAUGUGUGUGAGUGAACAGUAAGUAUGGUAUAAUAAAGGAGCUUUGAUAGAA
Molecule: messenger RNA, 2873 nt
Organism: Branchiostoma floridae (Florida lancelet)
Lineage: Eukaryota; Metazoa; Chordata; Leptocardii; Amphioxiformes; Branchiostomatidae
Product: cyclin-I-like
Exons: 7
Coding region: 251-1285 (344 amino acids)
Biological process (GO): regulation of cyclin-dependent protein serine/threonine kinase activity; mitotic cell cycle phase transition
Cellular component (GO): nucleus; cyclin-dependent protein kinase holoenzyme complex; cytoplasm
Molecular function (GO): cyclin-dependent protein serine/threonine kinase regulator activity
Source: RefSeq, a predicted model, not a curated record